Molecule: messenger RNA, 477 nt
Organism: Parasteatoda tepidariorum (common house spider)
Lineage: Eukaryota; Metazoa; Arthropoda; Arachnida; Araneae; Theridiidae
Product: allatotropins
Source: RefSeq, a predicted model, not a curated record
CAGUCAUGAGCCGUCUCACACUGGUUCUGUUUUGUGUCCUGGUGACUUUGUGCAGUUGCGCCCCUCGACAGAAAAGAGGAUUCCGCAACGCCGCCCUUUCUACCGCCCGAGGAUUCGGAAAGAGGAUUCCUCCCCACACCUCUGAAGGGCUCGAAGAUCUCUCCUCCGACCUCAGAUCUAUGUCAUCUAGUUUGUUGGCUGAACAGAUUGCAAGGAAUCCUGGUUUUGCGCAACUUUUAAUGGAGAAAGUCAUAGACAGAAACAAUGAAGGGCUGAUUCAUCCCGAUGAAAUAUUCCAGUCUUAGAGAAGACAACAAAUUCCUUUUUUUUGUUUCAGAAUCAUUUGGAGAGAGAAUUUAAUCAGCAGCCAAUCAUCGAAGUAAUGGAGUCAUUCUAAUUCAUGACACACGAAAAAGGACUCUCUUUAAUUAAUUGUUUGUCUCUUUAAUUCAUAUUGUAUAUAUUAUAUUUGAGAAA